AUGGUUCCAGGACUUCCGGAGAUGACAAAGAGAGCCAUCGUCUUGGGUAUCAUUUCAGUCCUUUUGUGCCUGGUGGCCGUGGCUGUGGUGAACAGUGGCCUCAUCACUGCAGCACUGGGCAUGCAGUGGUUGCUACAAACAUGGUCACCUUGCAAAAGAUAAAUUAUUCAUCAGCCUGGGGUCUCUCGCUUUUGUCUGCAACGGGUGGUGAUCAGUGAGAGAAUUUAUGUUUUCCUGUAUCCAAAGGCCUUCCUGUACAACCCUGUCCAGUUCCUAGCCCUGCAGCGGGACUUCUUUACCGCGGCCACCUUAUGGCUUUCCAGCUGGCUCGGUCUCUUCCGCUGCGUGAAAAUUGCAGCCCUCACUCACCCUGUCUUCCUCUGGCUGAAGCAGAAGGCGUCUGGGUUGGUGCCAGGGAUGCCUAGCUCCGUGAGGUUCUCCAGCUUGAGUACCAUCUUAUUUUUCACAGGCACCCCAAGCAUUUAUCAAGAGAGGCCUGCAAAUUGGAAUGCCACUGGGAAUACUAUCAGGAGGACAUAUGAGAAAUUCUACUUCUUCCCCCUAAAAAUUGUUACCUGGAUACUCCCUACCAUUGUCUUCCUCACUGGCUUGGUUUUGCUCGUCACAUCUCCAGGAAGACCCGCCCAGAAGACCCUCCUCACUGUCUCGGGCUCUCACGGCCCCAGCGCUCGGGCACACAUCAAGGCUCUCCUGGCUCCCAUCUCCUUUGCCAUCCUCUGCACCUCUUUUCUGUCACUGGUGCUCAGCGCUGUGGAUGUCUUCCCAUCUCGGGAGUGUAAAUGGAAGGUGAUGAUUUUUUGCGCACAGCGGUCCACCCCCAGUCUACUGGUGCAACCCCAGGCUGAGAGCUGUGCUGGAGAGGAGAGGGGCUGCUCCUUCAGGUGCGGGGCAUCUUCAGUCGCGACGGAUGAAAACCCUCAGAGACUCUAA
Molecule: messenger RNA, 951 nt
Organism: Miniopterus natalensis
Lineage: Eukaryota; Metazoa; Chordata; Mammalia; Chiroptera; Miniopteridae
Source: RefSeq, a predicted model, not a curated record